Molecule: messenger RNA, 1566 nt
Organism: Danaus plexippus (monarch butterfly)
Lineage: Eukaryota; Metazoa; Arthropoda; Insecta; Lepidoptera; Nymphalidae
Product: leucine carboxyl methyltransferase 1
Exons: 3
Coding region: 201-1157 (318 amino acids)
Biological process (GO): C-terminal protein methylation
Cellular component (GO): cytosol
Molecular function (GO): protein C-terminal leucine carboxyl O-methyltransferase activity
Source: RefSeq, a predicted model, not a curated record
CUCCGUCAUAGUCUGUACUCUGUAAUGUCCGAAACUUAGUAUCUGUCAAUGAAAACAAUAUUUUAUAUUUCACAAUAGUCAAUACUUAUUUACAAUCUAUUAUCACCAUCUUUGUUGGGAUUUAAUAAUUUGCAAUGAUAAUUACAAUUUCGUGCUUCUAACCGGUACCCAGUUUACCGAGAAUUCAGUAAAGUGCAAUCAUGAAUAAUAUAAUAUCUUGGAGUGCCGAAGACGAGGCUAUCAUUGCUACAAACACGGAUGCUACUGAAUGCAAGCGGUGUGCAGUUGAAUUGGGUUAUUGGAAAGAUGAAUACAUUUCAUAUUUUGCUAAACAUGUCGAUCGAAAAGCUCCAGAAAUAAAUCGUGGAUAUUAUGCGAGAGUUAAAGCAAUGGAAAUGUUUAUUCAUCAAUUUUUAGAGAGAUGUGGUACCAAGUGUCAGAUCAUCAACCUGGGAUGUGGUUUUGAUACUCUGUAUUGGCGCCUCAAGGACACUACACAAGCCGUCAGCAACUUUAUAGAGUUGGACUUUCCAUCGGUAACAAGCAAGAAAUGUCACAUCAUCAAACGUAACAAGCAGCUAUUGGAGAAGAUUUGCAAAGAAGAUGGGGAGGUCGUGAUCCGGUCUGGUGAUCUCCACUCUGACGGUUACCAUCUGCUGGGCUGCGACCUGCGUUGUUUGGAGGAGGUCCGUCGCAAGUUGCAGGCGGCCGGCGCCACUGCCGAGGCACCCGCGCUGUUGCUCGCGGAAUGCGUGUUGGUGUACCUGAGGCCCGAGGCGGCGCUGGCGCUGCUCCGCCACCUGGCCGCCGCCUUCCCUCGCUGCGUGCUCCUGCUUUACGAGCAGUGUAACCUGUCCGACCGCUUCGGCGAGGUCAUGCUGCGCAACCUGAGCGCGCGCGGAUGUCCGCUGGCUGGCGCCGAGCACUGCCGCGAGCCGGCGGCUCAAGCCGAACGCCUCGUGUCACUAGGCUUCGACGCGGCGCGCUCCUGGGACAUGGAGACCGUGUGGCGCUCCUUCCCCGAGGACGAGCGCUCGCGAGUGGACGCGCUGGAGAUGCUGGACGAGCGCGAGCUGCUCCUGCAGCUGAACACGCAUUACGCGCUGACGGUGGCCACUCGCGGGGAACUGUUCGCCGACCUCGACCUCGCCGGGUAGAUCGGCGCGGAGUAUUUAUCGUAGAAGUUUUAAAGAUAUCGCUCGGUGUUAUGAUAGAAUGUUAUUAUCCUCGUGAGCUUCGGAAGUCGACUCGUUCGAGAUGACCGUUCGUCCUUUUAAAAGAAGAGUAUUUUACUUAGUCAGUAUCGUGCCGUUUUCUUGUGCUUACUAAACUUUCCCAUUUCGAUGUAUCGAUGAAUGUUUAUCGUAAUGUUAGCUGUCGCAUGUCGCACGUCACUCGGCGGGAGGCGCGCACGUCGCUCUUAGAAACGUUUCAAUAUUGAGUGCGAGAGAAUCACGGACGGUACUUCUCCUCGGUCCACUUGAUAUUUACUCAAUUUUAUCAAUAUUAAUAAGUGUUAAAUAUUUAUUUAUUGUAACUCAUAAAAACGAUGUAUAUGAAUAAAAA